Molecule: messenger RNA, 774 nt
Organism: Cornus florida
Lineage: Eukaryota; Viridiplantae; Streptophyta; Magnoliopsida; Cornales; Cornaceae
Exons: 2
Coding region: 1-774 (257 amino acids)
Source: RefSeq, a predicted model, not a curated record
AUGAAAGACUACUUCAACGACAAUUGCACAUAUCCACCAGAGUACUUUCACAGGCGAUUCCGGAUGCGACGAGAACUUUUUCUUCGCAUCCUUAAUGAUGUCAAAGCUUAUGAUGAUUACUUUGUCCAAAAAAAUGAUGCGACUGGUCAUCUGGGGUUGUCUUCUAUACAGAAGAUGACAACUGCUGUUCGUAUACUCGCAUAUGGUUGUGCAACCAAUCACUAUGAUGAGUAUAUUAAAAUUGGCGAAAGCACUGCCAUUAAAUGCUUGAAGGCAUUUUGUAAUGUUAUUGUUGCUGUGUAUGCAGAAGAGUAUAUGUGCCUACCCAACGAAGCCGACAUAGCACAUCUGCUUAAAAAAGGGGAGCAGAGAGGAUUUCCGGACCAUCCCGCAUCCAACCACUACAAAAGAAAAAUUAUUUGCUCAGCGACAAGAAGCAGCAAGGAAAGAUGUGGAACGAGCUUUUGGAGUAUUGCAGAUCAAGUGGCAAUAACGCAAGGACCAGUGCGUUACUGGGAGAAAGAUGACUUAUGCCUCAUAAUGAAAACGUGCAUCAUUCUUCACAAUAUGAUCAUUGAAGAUGAGCGUCACGCAAAUGUUGGAAGAUGGACUCCGCAACCGAAGGAUACAAUCCCGAUUCCCACUUUAAGUCAAUGCCCAUCGGUUUUAACGACACAUCGCCAACUUCAGAUUCGUAACAGAGAGACAAAUACACGGUUGAUGAAUGAUUUGAUAAAAAAUUUGUGGAACCGCUAUGCUGAUGAAGAUGUUUAA